AUGCGCACCACAGCAACACUGCGACUGUCCUCGACCCUGCUCCAGUCAUGGCUACCGAACACACCCUUCUGUUCGGCGUGCCUGUCCCGCCUACGCCCCAACUCCUCGUCCUCCUCUCGGCCGUUCUCGUCCAGCUCGUCCACGUCGACCUCCGACGACUCCACUUCCUCCAAACCCAAACCCAACUCCAAGCCACAGCCAAGACAGAAAACCAUCAAGGCCCCGGCCCUAGAAAAGGAAACCACGCCGAGUCGGCCACGCAAACGAGCACCGUACACCCGCCGACCGCCGGUGCUGCCGACCAGUCUCCAGAACCACGAACUGUUCAAGGCCGUGUCUGCCAUGGCUACCGUUCGAUCGAGACCGACCUUGAUCAACCUCGAUUCGGCGAGGGAUGUGGUCAGGGCUUGGGGGGUCGACAAGAUGCACGAUGUGGUCGUCGUCGAACCUUUUGCGGGUGAGCACCGCCUCUCUCUCCGCGCUGUCCCUCUUUCCGAAGCGAACAAGCUAACCCGGUCAUUUCAUCAGGUCCCGGCGGUCUCACCCGAGCGUUCCUCGAACUGCCCAACGUCAAACGCGUCAUCGCUUUCGAAGAUUCGUUCCGCUACCUCCCCAUCCUCAACGACCUCUGUGCCCGCCAAGACGAUCCAGAACGCCUCUACGUCCACGCGGGCGAUGGCUUCUCGUGGGAUUCCUACGCCAAGAUCGAGGAACUCGGCCUGCUCAAAGACGUCGUCCACCGACCCUGGAAGGAACGUGAGUUUAGAUCGCGAACCCUUACCCCUGCAUAAUGCGCCCCCAUCUCACCUUCUUUCUCAAAUCGCAGCCCAGGAUGGGCUCUUCCUCGCGCUGCAGCAAUCGACGAACCGCCACGGCGAACAACUCUUUAUGCAAUGCGUCUCGGCCGCCGCGACCAAGAUGUGGUUAUGGAAAUACGGUCGCUUCAGCAUUGGUGCGAUCACCGCUGAUGCGUAUUGGAAGGUGAGCACCCAAGAACGCGAUCGAGUGCCCCAUCCUGAAGCUGAUCCGGCUCGCCUCAUCUCUCUCCUUUUCCAGAAAAUCUUUGCCCCGAUCGGCUCGCACGACCGCCACAAAGUCGGUGUCAUCCUCUCCACCGUCGCCUCUCUCACCCCGACCGCUCUCACCCAACCCUGGACGCCGACCGAACAUCAUUUCCACAAACCUCGCUCGGACCAGAACACCUAUUCGCCCAUCAAAGUGACGCCUUGGAUCGAGCCGAUGGCGCAAGACUUUGAGGUGCUGCAGUUCGUAAUGAAGCAGAUGUUUAUUUCAAAAUCGACGGGUUGGGAGAGGACGAUGCCGUGCGUCGAUGUCCGACCCUUCCAUUCUUCCCGUUCGGUGACUUUUCCCACUAACCCCCCCAUUUCCCUCGCACCCUAACAGCGGUCUAGCCGUCGGCGCGGGGAACCUGAUCCCAACCAUUCUCGCCCGCGGCGGUCCACCCUUGGGAAAACAAGUCCAAGCUUUGGACGUGGACGAAUGGGUCGUGAUCGCGGAUGCGUUCGCCGAAUGGCCCUUCCGACCGACGGUCAGUUUUCGGGGUUCGAUUUGAGCCCGAGACACCUUGUUCGACUUGUUUCGAGAACGAACGUAUUCGCGUUCACUGAUGAUUUCUAUCUUUGCUUUUUUGGGGUCGCGCAGGAAUUGUACGAUAAUGAAUUCAUCCCCGAAUAUUGA
This is a messenger RNA of Microbotryum saponariae, 1698 nucleotides long. The record is from the annotation of a GenBank genome assembly. NCBI's taxonomy places the organism in Eukaryota, Fungi, Basidiomycota, Microbotryomycetes, Microbotryales, Microbotryaceae.